Messenger RNA from Protopterus annectens (West African lungfish), 2534 nucleotides. RefSeq lists its product as uncharacterized. The transcript is spliced from 5 exons. The record is from RefSeq and is a predicted model, not a curated record. The coding region runs from base 1 to 1773 and encodes 590 amino acids. NCBI's taxonomy places the organism in Eukaryota, Metazoa, Chordata, Ceratodontiformes, Protopteridae.
AUGGGAUCCCCAUGCAGAUCAAGUUUUGCAAAUUUAGUUAUGUCCUAUUGGGAGAAGAAUUUCAUCUUUAAUAAUAUGGCAUUGAAGGAUAAAAUAAUCUUCUAUGCUAGAUUCAUAGAUGAUAUUUUAAUUAUUUUUCAAGGAAAUGAAAAUCAAGCAACAGAUAUGAUAAACUUCUUCAAUAUGAGUACCAGUUUCUUGCGAUUUACUCACACAUACAAUGAAGAAUUUAUAGCGUAUUUGGAUGUGAGAUUAAGCAAGAAUAUGCUUAAUGAUAGUUAUGAAGUGAAGAUAUUUAGGAAAUCAACUUAUUCUAACAAAUUUUUAGAUUUCUCUAGCCAACAUCCCAUACACCAGAAAAAAUCAGUAGUAAAAAGACAACUUGUUAGGGCAGCACGCAUGAUCACAACUGAUAUAGAAUUUGACAAAGAAUGUUUACUGUUAAAACAGAUGUUUACUAACAGACAUUAUCCUCCCAGUUUCUUGGAUCCUAUAUUGGAAGAAGUUAAAAUAAAAAGACAGUUGGGUUACUUCACUCUGAUAUUAAAAUGGAAAGAUGCUAUCAUUUUAGAUGCAGGAGGUGAAAAUAUAGUUGAAAUGUAUACAACACCAAGAGAAGCACCCAACAAAGAAAAUUAUAAUGCAUCAUGGGUCCCUGAGUUUGAUCAGGCCAGUGCACCUGUCAUCUAUGCAGAAAUUGGAAAAGAACUUCAGCUCACCUGCAAUGUAGGUAACGCUCCUUGUGAGGACAUCAGAUUCUUCUGGUUUUGUCAAGGGAAGCAAAUCAAGAGGGGAAUAUGUGUAACCAGUCCAAUGAUAUCUCCAAAGACGGAAGGAACAUUUCAAAUAACUACAAUGCUAAAGUUCACUGUAACAGAAAAAUAUCACUGCAACCAGUUUAUCUGCCAGAUACACCACCCAGAUUUACAGACUCCAAUUGAGAAGAGUUUCAUCGUUAAGAUUAAAGAUUUCCCUUACUUUCUAGGGUAUGUAGGAAGCACUAGUCCUUGUAGGGAAGGCAUUUCAACCACACUCCAGUUCUCUAUAAAUGCAAUGCCAGAAGACACAGAUAAAAAUGAACUUUGUGUGACAUGGUUGAAAAAUGAAGAACAACUUAACAAUGUCGCUCUUGAACAUCCAUGUUCAAAAAGAAUACUGAGCAAAGUUAAACUUACUCCAUCCGUGUCGGAUCACAACAUGAAGUUCGUUUGUCAUCUAGAGCAUUCUUGUCUCAAACAACCACUGGAGACUUUUCAUCGCUUCGCCUUACAAGGACGCCCAAGAUUAGUUGAUACUUCAGUAGAACCACAAGUUCUUAUCGUAGAUAAGACUGCAGUUAUCAACUGCAUCAUAGCCUCACCGGACCGGAAGGUUUCCUUUCACUGGGAAAAGGAUGGAACAGAGAUCACAGAUGGAAUUUCCAGCUAUUCAUGCAUGCCAUUUGACUGGAAGUUACGGAGGGUACAGAAUAAGCAGUUCCAUACCACUGAAAGUGACAAAGUAUUGUACAGAAUAGAAUUAAUUUUCACACCCAGAGAUGCAGAUGUUCAGCUUGAGUAUAAGUUCAUUGUUAAACACCACGACCUGGGGUGUUGUGUGGAGGAGACCUUCAGGCUUCUGGCACAGAGGACAGAAGCUGAUUUUUCUGUGAAAAAAGAUGCUGAGCUUCCACUGCCACCCAUUGAUGUCUAUGCAACAAUUCACAAGGAACCAAAUGAAAAUGUUAAGGAAAUAAUAUUUCGCAUGAAGGCCGAAAGAACAGGAAAUCUGUAGAUUUGUAACCCUGGGAAGACCGUUAUGCAUGAAAUCAUUCCUUUAUGGAUGAUAGCCACUGACCUUUAUCAAAAAGCAGUUUGUAGCACUGUUUUAGCUUUCUGUACUACCCACGGGUACUAAGCAUGUAACACUACAGGCAGUUUUUAAGUUGUACUGCUGUACUUUCCGCCAGAGCUCCAGAAUAUCAUUUUCCAUAUGCUAUUAAACCCAAAUGAAAUGAAGUACACACUGUAUGGACAUUACAUGGUCUUUCACAGCAGGAAUUGUGAAUACUUCGAAGGUAUUUCUCAAUGAUUGACAAAUGUGCAUGCCUUUAUUUGACCAAAAAAUGCUGCUUGACAUAAACCAGAGACUUUAAGUAAACGCACUGGAUACUGAUCAUACACAAGAAUUUACCAAAAUAGAAUGGACAGCAAAUCAACUGAAACUGGAAAAAGUAAGAGAGGACAAAGAGUAAGAAAUGACUUAACUAUAGAUGAUAAAUGGAUAUGCAGAAAACCUCAUUUGGUGUCAGUCAGAACAACAAUAAGCUCCAGACAUUACAGAAAGAGGCCAGUGGAAGUAUUUGCAUGAGAAGUGAUGAUACUGAGAAGCAUAACAUGAUCUUUGCAGGCAGACUUAUAGGAUUCACUCCUGCAGCAUUUUGGUGUCAAGAAUGACUUGACCCCAUCAUUUCUGGCAUGGCAUAUGCACAUAGCUCUCAACCUCUCCGGACAAGGGCUAAAAUAAUGGGGGGGGGACAAAGGACCAAAAACAGG